UCACUUAAAGAUGGCUUCUGAGGCUUCCUUGCCCACCAGAAAGAUGGCGGGCCCCGCUCCGGCUCAAUGGCAUACCAUCGAUGACGGCGAAGUGGGGGGACGUGCGCCAAACUCCCAAGCACGCCUUCCCUUAUUCCGUGGUCCCGGGGCUGCGCCUCUAUGGUGGCCGCCGAAGUCUCUUUGGAAAGCUGAGGCUUAAGUGACGACUGCGCCAGAAUCCGGCUUCUCUCCCCGUUUCGACGCCCUCCUCCCCUCCCCCUCUUUGAGCAGGAUGGAAAAAAAGAAAAUUUCCAUGAAAUCCAGUGUUGCUGCCUCCAACCUCCUGAAGACAUUACAUUCGUUCUAUGAAUUUGGACAUUUUUGUGAUGUUACAAUAUACACAGACCAGCUGGGUAGCCAACAAGAAUUUUAUGUCCACAAAGCUGUUUUAGCAGCUUCUAGCAAUUACUUUAAAAGCAUUUUUCUCAAUAAUGAAAUGAAUAACGUCAAAAGCUGCACAGUGAUCCUCCAGGAUAUUCAUGCUGAAGAAUUUGUCUCAUUCCUGAAGUUUGUCUACACUGCAGAGUUAGAAAUUGAAGUGGACAGACUGCACCUGUUCAAGGAGAUCGCUAAGAGAUUUGAAUGCGAAGAUCUGCUUGAAAUUUUGGAAGAAAUGAAGGUUGUAGGUGGAAAAUUGGAACCAAAUGUUAUUUUGAAAAAAAGCAAAGGUGUUAGGUUGCCUGGGAAUCUAACAGAACUUGGAGGAGAAAAAGCACAGCGUGAUUCGUCUCGUGUUUUGGCUGCUGCAGUGAUGAAGAAGAAUCAUUUGGGGAAAAGAACGACCCAUUCAAAACCAACCACCAGUUUUGAUGAUAUUAAAAACAUAUGUGUAAACCCUAAUGAAGAUAGGAUUGCAAGUUGUAAUUCCAAAGAUGAGUCAGCAACGACGUCUGAGCAUAUCAGUGAGGUUGACUGUCCUUCAGUAAAUGAGGAGGACUUGAAGGAAACCCACAUUGCUUUAAGCAGGACAUUGCUUGACCAAAACGAUGAAAGUAGUUUGACGCCUUCUAAGGCCAAACUCAGAAAAUCAACCUGCAAUAUACCAAAAGCCUUGCCAAGAUCAUAUGCCUGUGACAAGUGUAAUUAUUUAUUCCAUUUCGCUGAGCAAUACCAAUCACACAUUGAACUGGAGCACAGCCCAAGCUUGGGAGUUAAGUAUAGCUGCAAUAUAUGUAGCCAACUCUUCCCCAGUUGUCACACUCUAAGGCAACACAGGCUCACUGUCCACAGCCGACAGGGGACUGUCCCUUGUUUGCUGUGUGAGAAAAAGUUUCAGUGCCAAAAGGAUGUCAAUGCUCAUAUGCGCACGGUGCAUGAAAAGAAGCAGCAUCCGCAACAGUGCCCCUACUGUGACAAAGUCAUCAGCUCCAAGGGCGGCCUGACAGUUCACAUACGAACCCACACAGGAGAGAAGCCUUAUAAGUGUCAGUGCUGCCCAGCCAGUUUUGCUCAGAGGUCAGCCUUUACCACUCACGUAAGAAAGAUACACGAAUCCAAGAAAGAUGGGAAAUGCAUGCCAGCUUAUUGGAAAAUAGUUCCGCCAGCAGAGAAAGUAGAUGCGAUAGAUAAUAGAAUCAACGCGAGUAAUAAAACACAACUCAAGGUGCCAAAUAAUGAUCUGCCAAAGGAAAUACUUGGCAAAGCUACUCAGGAGCCUGAGAGAAAAUCUAGUAGAUCUCUUCCAGAGGAAGCACAAUCUGACAAUCAAUCAAACAAGAAGCUGGAACUAGGUACUGAAAAUAAUGCUAAAAAGGAGGAAACUUGUAGACAAGGAACUGUGGAUGAGAAAGGAAAUGGAGAAAGAGUUUGUGAAGCCGGUUUAUGCAGCAAUAAAGACAAUGAAGCCGCCUCUUCAGAUGAUAAUUACAGUGAGGAUUUAAAUGUUCAUGAUACAGAAGACCCUGAAUGGGAUAUAAAUUGCAAAGUUAACAAAAACAAGGCCAUCCCGACAUCUGCUUACAUCAUAACUUGUACCAAAUGCACAGAGAAGUUUCCAUCACGAAGGAAAUACGUCAUCCACUGCAAAGAAAUUCAUCAUUCCUUGCCCGGGAAAGUAUAUCAGUGUGAUGUUUGCAGCAAAUCCUUUGCGAGUUACAACAGCUGGAAAGAGCACCAAGCCUGCGUGCACACAGAAGACAGGAAGUUUGCCUGCACCCUGUGCAAUGCCACUUUCAAAAGGAAGAGGGAUGUGAGGACACACUCUGUGAGGAAGCAUGAAGGUCGAGUGAAGCGUCCCCUCUGCUCCGUGUGUGGGAAAGUCCUGAGCUCCAGAACAGCGCUUGUCUUUCACAUGAGGACCCACACAGGAGAGAAGCCAUAUCAGUGUGGCAUUUGUAGCUCAAGGUUUGCUCAGCCAACACAGCUCAAGAUUCAUACCAGGUCACACACAGGUGAAAAGCCAUAUAUCUGUGAGGAGUGUGGGGCAUCUUUUGCUGAUAAAGGCAAACUUAACGGCCAUAAGAGGACACAUACAGGAGAACGCCUCUUCAGAUGUGAUGUGUGUGGAAAACAUUUUGCUACCAAUGAAUAUUUAAAAUGUCACAAGCGUUGUCACAUGGGAGCUAAACCAUACAAGUGCGAUGUAUGUGGGAAAACCUUUGGAUUGAGAGCUUCAUUAGCCCAACAUAGUAAUGUUCAUGCAGAGACUCCUCCUUAUUUCUGUGAGCAGUGUGGAAAGACGUUUACUCAGCAAGGAGCCCUAAGACGUCACCAGCGUAUUCACACUGGAGAAAAGCCGUACAAAUGCAGGGCUUGUGAGAAAACCUUCACAGAUAUGUCUACCCUGAGGAGGCACGUAUUGGUCCAUGAUCGGAAUGCUCAUUGGAGAAGUUUCUUAAUAGAUCUUACUAUCAAAAAGGAUCAUAACUGGUCCAAAAUAGAGGCUAUGUCUACUACUUGUGUGGAAGAGAAUUCUACGACAGUUUUGUCUGACUGCCAAGAGAAAUGCUACACUUCAGAAAACACAAAUGUAAAACAACUAGAACAGAUACCAGGCAGUAGUAAUGUGAAAGAAUCUGAACCUACCCUUAUGCUUUUAUAGCUAUCAACAAUUAAAGUUUAAUAUGGAUAUAAUCUUCUUAUAUUGUUUCAAUUCUUUGCCUAUAUAGGAAGAUUCUCCAAAUGGCUGUAGGAUCCACAAAUAGAUAUGGCAUCAGAUAUGGAAUGUUUUCUAAGUGAGCUCUUUCUCUUAGCUUAAAUGCUGAUGUUUUAAACAGCUUUUGAGGACCAGACAGACAUGCAAUAAAUAACAAUAAGUAGAAUUCUCUUUAAAAGAAGCAUCUUAUAAAAUAGGGACGGUCUUGUAUUGUGCUUAGAUGUAAAUGCAUAUUAAAUAAAAAUGGUAAAUGUUAAA
Messenger RNA from Thamnophis sirtalis, 3391 nucleotides. RefSeq lists its product as uncharacterized. Lineage: Eukaryota; Metazoa; Chordata; Lepidosauria; Squamata; Natricidae. The record is from RefSeq and is a predicted model, not a curated record. Gene Ontology annotation, cellular component: nucleoplasm; nucleus. Gene Ontology annotation, biological process: regulation of transcription by RNA polymerase II. Gene Ontology annotation, molecular function: DNA-binding transcription repressor activity, RNA polymerase II-specific; protein binding; RNA polymerase II cis-regulatory region sequence-specific DNA binding.